AUGCACAGGUUCAGGUGGAUGAAAAACGUGCCCCUCAGGAGGCAUGCGAAUCUAUCAAGGGUAGAAAACUGCAAAAUCAACUACAGAAAAUUUGGAACUAGCGAAAAUGUAAGCAUGAAGAAGAACCCCACCCCAGGAAGCAAAAGUGGAGGAGAAGCUCAGAAUGUAAGGAAAAAUGAAUCCAUGGGUAGCAGCAUGAAAGUGGGAAAAAUUUCUCAAGUGAUAGGGGCAGUUGUAGAUGUCGAAUUUGAAGAUACUCCACCUUCGAUUUUGAAUGCUCUAGAAGCAGAAUUAGAUGAUAAAAAGUUAAUUUUAGAAGUAGCUCAGCAUUUAGGAAAUAAAGUUGUUAGAACUAUUGCUAUGGAUGCAACAGAUGGAUUAGUACGAGGACAGAAAGUAAAAGACUGUGGUAGACCCAUAUCCGUUCCUGUGGGAGAAGCAACACUCGGGAGAAUUAUGAAUGUUAUUGGGGAACCUAUAGAUGAAUGUGGAGAUAUAAAAUGUAAAAAAAUGUUACCUAUACAUAGGGAUCCACCAUUAUUUACAGACCAAAGUACUGAACCUGCACUUUUAAUAACAGGUAUUAAGGUAGUAGAUUUAAUAGCUCCAUAUGCAAAAGGAGGAAAAAUAGGAUUAUUUGGUGGUGCAGGGGUAGGAAAAACUGUUCUAAUUAUGGAAUUAAUUAACAAUGUUGCAAAAAAACAUGGUGGAUAUUCUGUUUUUGCAGGUGUAGGUGAAAGGACAAGAGAAGGAAAUGAUUUAUAUCAUGAAAUGAUAACUACUGGUGUAAUAAAAAAAAAAAAAAUUGGAAAUAAUGAAUAUGAUUUUAAUGGUUCUAAGGCAGCUCUAGUAUAUGGACAGAUGAAUGAGCCUCCAGGUGCUCGUGCUAGAGUUGCAUUAACUGGUUUAACAGUAGCUGAAUAUUUUAGAGAUGAAGAAAAUCAAGAUGUGUUAUUAUUUGUUGAUAACAUAUAUCGGUUCACACAAGCAGGAUCAGAAGUAUCAGCUUUGUUAGGUCGUAUUCCAUCAGCUGUCGGAUAUCAACCAACUCUGGCAACAGAUUUAGGAGCUUUGCAAGAAAGAAUUACAACAACAAAAAAUGGUUCUAUUACAUCUGUUCAGGCAGUAUAUGUACCUGCAGACGAUUUAACAGACCCUGCACCCGCAACCACAUUUUCCCAUUUAGAUGCAACCACUGUGUUGUCAAGAUCUAUAGCUGAAUUAGGUAUAUAUCCAGCUGUGGACCCAUUAGAUUCCACCUCUCGUAUGUUAACCCCAGAUAUAGUAGGCUCAGAACAGUAUGAAGUAGCUAGAAAUGUACAACAAAUUCUACAAGAUUACAAAGCAUUGCAAGAUAUUAUUGCAAUUCUAGGUAUAGAUGAAUUAUCAGAACAAGAUAAGCUAACUGUUGCACGCGCAAGAAAAGUACAGAGAUUUUUAUCGCAACCUUUUGCGGUCGCAGAAGUAUUUACAGGAAAACCAGGAAGAUUUGUUGAAUUAGAAGAUACCAUCAAAGGAUUUUCUGAGCUUUUAAAAGGAAAUUGUGAUGACCUUCCAGAAAUGGCUUUUUAUAUGGUGGGAGGAUUGGAUGAAGUUAAAUCUAAAGCUAUUGAUAUGGCCAAGCAUGUUUCGUAG
Molecule: messenger RNA, 1635 nt
Organism: Plasmodium gonderi
Lineage: Eukaryota; Apicomplexa; Aconoidasida; Haemosporida; Plasmodiidae
Product: ATP synthase subunit beta, mitochondrial
Exons: 1
Coding region: 1-1635 (544 amino acids)
Biological process (GO): proton motive force-driven mitochondrial ATP synthesis; proton transmembrane transport
Molecular function (GO): ATP binding; proton-transporting ATP synthase activity, rotational mechanism; ATP hydrolysis activity
Source: RefSeq, a predicted model, not a curated record